GUAACAAUCAAUAGCAGCAUGUUGUUGCUAUUACUGUCGCUUUGCUGAGGCUUACACGGUUUUGACUAUACUGCGCCUCAGCAGUAGAACCGAAUGAAAGAAAUCGACCGUUGUUGCCUGCGUGUGACCAACGAACAGACGAAUGCACAGCAAAUUUUUCGCUACUGGAGAUUGCUGUUACUAUCGUUUGCUUUGUCGCUGGUAGCAGCAGCAGCAGCAGCAGCAGCAGCUCGUGCUGCUACUGCAGUUACCCCUGGUGGUAAUGGUGAUGAUCUUAGUGGCAAUCGCCGUCGUCAUGGUGCUGCCGUUGUCGAUUGCAGCUGGCGCUGGCUUUUGUUGUUGUCGCUGCGGCUAUUGCCGGUGAGGGCGACGGCGCGGACGAAACCGGGCGGGAUGGAACAGAACAGCAGCUGACCAAAUGGGCGAGUGCGACUACUGCCAGCAGCAGCAGCCCUUGCAAGCGUGAAGUGCACUGAACGAUAAAGGUUGACCGUCACCAAUUGUCGUGGCCGCGCUGAGUUGAACGCCGCCUAGUGUUUAGCGCUGACGUCAUCGUUGCAAUAGGCCGACUGUGGCAGGCCAGCAGUGUUUUGUCCGCUGGUAUUCACCGUUUAGAUCGAAAGUUACAUUCUGGUCGCCCGCCCUAUUAUUAGUAGCUGCCGCCAAUGCUGCUGCUGGUGCUGUGGCUGUCGCCGUUUUUCUAGUAGAGCGGGACAUCAGUAUUUUUGCUGCUGCUGCUGCUGCUGCCGCUGCCGCUUGCUAGACUGUUGUGGAGUUGCUGCAAGUCGUCGUAUGCGUCAGCGAAACCAAGACAGAAAUUUGCGACAGUGUGAGCAGCAGAAGGAACAACAAGAAAUGAACGUAGGAAUGGUGGCAACGCUGUGAGUGAUGGUUACGGCGCUGAUGCUGCGAAUGCUGUUGGCCGUUGCUGCUGCUGCUGCUGCUGCCGCCGCCGUCGCCGUCGCCGUCGCCGCCGUUUCUGUCGGCAAUCGUAGUGACUCUGCGGGAAGUGAGGGAAAUCGCGAAUGACGACGACGACGGCGACCUGUUGUUGUUUUUCGCUGCCGACGGCUGGUGUUGCUGCUGCUGUUGCUGUGGCUUUAACUGUGCUACAUCUACGUCUCGUAGUCGUGAUACUGUUAUGAUUAUAGGUGGUGCUAGUGGUACAGCUGCAGUUCUUGUGAAAGAUUGUUUAGUUGGCGAUUUUGGAAUCGAUUUAGGUGGGCGCCAGUAACGCGAUAGCGCGUCAAGCCAAUCGCCAAAAAUACAGCAGUAACAACCGUGUACGGCAUUUAACUAUUAAUGCAGUUCAACCGUAACAGCAGCAACGGCUGCAGUAGCUAGGUUCAGUCAGUAAAAAGACCGAAAAUAGCGAAAGAAAAGCAAUAAGUCGCAUUGCAAGUGUUAAGUAGCUUUACACCAACCUACCAUUUUCGCGACUGCUGCUGCGAAAAGCCAAUGCCUACUGUCUUCCAAUGUUAACAAUAAUAAUACGCUGUGCAUGUACGACGACCAUUGCUGCGUUCACGGUGGUCACAGCUAUUCAUGCUGCUGCUGAGGUCGGUGCUGCUGCUAAAUGCUGAUGCUGUGGGGUGGGCGGCAGGCAAGCAGGCAACCGAAGGGGAGAGGGGUAGACAGGCAAACAAGAGGUCAAGAACGAGCAAGUAAUUAAUUAACCAAUCAAGCUAUCAUAGGAAGAGCGAGAGAGAGAGAGAGACAGAGAGAGAGAGAGAGAGAGAGGAGCUGCGACCGCCAAUAAUAACUUAACCGACCGUCCAUUUAGCAGCAGCACCAACUGUAACACUGGGAAACGUGUUGCUUUGUUGUUGCUGUUGGCUUACAGCUGUAUUCGCGGACUGCGGUUUGAAGCGAACGUUAUUGUCAGCCAGCCCUGCUGGUGACUGCCGGCGGUCGCAGUGCUAGUUCUGGUGCUGUGUGUGUUUGUGCGUGUCGGUGCGGGCCGCGGCACUUUUUUGUCGUUGUGGAACGGAAAAGUAAGAGCAGUAGCAGCAGCAGCAGCAGCAGCAGCAAAAGCCGGAGUAGAAGCAUCAUUUACUAAAGGAGAAUAACAAAAAGGAUAACAAAUAACAAUAAUAAGCAACAUUAAAAUAAAUAAGAUUCUAGUGUCGUUGUUCGGACCCAGUACCGUCAUCCCAGUAUUGAGGCGCGGAGUCUCCUUUUGCCAGUCUGGGUGUUGUUAUUCAGACGACUGUGAUACGUUCUUACGGUGCUGCCUCUACCGUUGCGCCCUAUUGUCAUCGUAGCAGUUAUGUGAAAUGCGCGAAAUCACCCAGGAUUAUGUUUCAUACUGUUAUAUAACUUCUUGCUUGCGGAUGGUCGACCUACGGCAGAAAGAUGCCGUUUAACGGAAAAAAAUCGUAUCUCUGCGAUGUAGGCAGCUGCGGACAGACCUUCUGUACAGCCGACAAGCUCAACUCGCAUAAGAAAGCCCACAAAGUGCCGUUUCUCGUCUUCAGUACACACAGUCCGCCUCAAGGCCCGCAGCCGGAUGACACUCCAGCACGAUUUACCAAACUUAUGGAUGCAGCUGGACUCGCGCAAGAUCUGUCAUCAAAUCCUUUCGAUGAAUCGUUCCGACAAGCAGGACAAAAUCCUCAAGCUAUUGAGCUCAUUGACUCCGAUCCCAUCAUACCACCCCCUGUCAAUGUGGUUCCGCCUACGACAGCUGAUAUCUUGCAACAAGUUGUCGAGCAGGAACAACAGCCAUGUUGGAAAAGUGAGCCUGCAGGGCCACCGAGCAAUAAUCACAGUAACGCUAGCAAUAGCACCGCCAACAGUACAGCAGGGAGCGCUGCUAAUACUGAUCAGAGGGCGCCCGUCAUAACAUCAAGACCAGGUCCUACGUUAUUAACCGACUUGACGGAGAAUGGACGUCCAGCCAGCAUUGCUGCUGCUCCUCCAGGAAGUAGCAUCGGUGGUCUUGAGAAUGUCACGGUAAAAACGUCAUCGUCCCCACCUCCAGCUCAUCCAUCGAGUGCACACGGACCGGGAGUGCCUGUCAACUCAUCGUUGCUCAACCAGCUCAACCAAGUUAUCGUCCCUCCAAUGCUAGGUAUGCUGCAACAGGCUCACGUGCACGUGCACAGCGGCGGCACUACAACGCUCACUGACACUUUGUUGAGCCGGCACUUCUCACACAUCGCCCAGGCUAUGGGCCAUCAAAGCCUUCAGCAGAGUCAGAGUUCAGCCUCGCACGAUUCUGCCUCUAGCACCACCACUGCACGCGCAGGUCCACAGUCGAUGAUGAUGAUGGUGACGCCCAGUAGCGAUUUACAAAUACCGAAUUCUUCGCAACAUAACAGCGAUACUGGCCGUGUCGGAAUAAAGCGGAAAAGUGGUGGAGGCAGUAGCGAUGACGAAGAGGAACGAAAACGAAAAUUUCGAGAGAACAACAAACGCGCUGCACAGCGUUGCCGGAUGCGUAAAAAACAGGAAAUUGAGGAAACGCGACGAGAACGUGACCGUCUUCGUGAGGAAAACCAGAAACUUUCGGCAAAAUUAGAACACUGCAUGAAUACCGAAGACAAGCUUCGAGCACAACUGGAAAAGCUUAAAAUGGAACUCGUUGAGCAUGCGCAGUGUAGCGUAUCGCUUAAGAAACGCAACUCAGGAGUCAUUCAAUAUCCAGUGUGAUUAAUGCAUAUUGCGCCAUCAUCCCACAUUAUCAUACGAACAACGUCG
Varroa destructor (honeybee mite) is the source of this 3702-nucleotide messenger RNA. RefSeq lists its product as uncharacterized. Gene Ontology annotation, biological process: regulation of transcription by RNA polymerase II. The record is from RefSeq and is a predicted model, not a curated record. Gene Ontology annotation, molecular function: DNA binding; DNA-binding transcription factor activity. NCBI's taxonomy places the organism in Eukaryota, Metazoa, Arthropoda, Arachnida, Mesostigmata, Varroidae.